AUGUCGGCGUUCAUCUUGGGCCAGACGAAACGAGCCGAAAUAAGCUUGCGACCGGCACGAACGCCGGAGUGGGACAACGAAUCUGGUCAUGUUUACGUUUGCUCCGAAAUAGACCUUAUACUUAUCUUCUUACCCGCGCUAAUUGAGACGGUAAAAUUCACCACAGCUGAUGGUUUGUUGAGGCUAAGAAGUGCACCUGGCCUUCCCCAUUUAUUUACUGAAGCUUCUCUUGGUCGCCUUGAACGAGUAUGUGAUAAGAAGUCUGUCGGUUCCCAUAACGUAGUCCGAUUGAACCAAGAUAAACUGAAGGUCUGGCUAAAGCAACGCGUGGACAAUAUUUGCAGAUUCGCAAAUGAACUCUCCACAUCCGGUGAACGUAAACUCCUCCAUUCCCUGCUGUCCGUCCAGAGUCAAUCCUCAGCGUCUGCACCCCUCUUUGCGUCCGAUUCCAAAAGCGCUAAAGCCCUGGCGAGCACAGCUUUCGAUGGUGACGGUUUGCGUACACUCGCCUUCGAGAUAGUUGCAGACAACUUCCCGGUGGCCCUCAUCGAGCAGCUUCACAAUGAUCUCGGACUAAAGACUUUAUCUUGCGCCGAUAAGGAAAACAUGGCAACUGGUCAGCCAUCCGACUCGAUUUCAGAAUCAAACGCACACAUUCCCAAGACUGUCACGCCGUCCAUGGCCAAGAAACAGAAGUUUGCACGAGGAAGCAAGUCGAUCAUGAGUUUCUUCUCAAAACAGGACUGA
Messenger RNA from Dibothriocephalus latus, 747 nucleotides. The record is from the annotation of a GenBank genome assembly. NCBI's taxonomy places the organism in Eukaryota, Metazoa, Platyhelminthes, Cestoda, Diphyllobothriidea, Diphyllobothriidae.